AAAUAUUGGGUCAGUAAUUCUGAAUGUGACUAUGAUAUAUAUAUGUUCUUGUGGCUGCCUGCCUAUCUUCUGUUUUAUUGCAUGUGGGUUUUCACAAUAUAUAGAUACAUAUACAUAUAUAUAAGGCCCUUUUGGAAACAUAUAUAGUGUAGUUUGGUUUCAUUUUUCUUUCAGUUACAUUUUAUAGUUACAAAUUAGUUAGUAAUUAAGUAUAUAUAUAUAUUAAUAAUUUGUAAUUAAUAAUAAUAAUGGCUCAUUUACCACCAAAAGUGCCAAGCAGCAUGACUCCCCAAAACAACUGGCCGGAUUUUUGCCACCAAAAAUUGGAGAAUUUGGCAAUCAAUAAUCAAACCGUCGUCGGCCCGUCGUGGGUCGACGAUUUUCUCGACUUCUCGUCGGCCAAGCGGUCCCACAGGAGGUCGAUGAGCGACUCCAUCGCCUUCCUGGAGGCCCCCAUGGCCGAGGAGUGCCGCCGAUCCUCCUCCUCCUCCUCCUUCAUGAUGCCACCUGGCGGCGGCGGCGGUUGUGGCGGAGAUGCAAAUAAUAAUAAUAACGGAGGCAACUUCGAUAGGUUUGACGACGAACAGCUAAUGUCGAUGUUUGCGGAUGACGAGGUUGGACCCAAUAUUAAUGUACUGUCGUGCUCGAACCCUUCCUCGCCGUCGGAUCACAACAGCAUCAACGACGAGCAUGAUCAGAAGCAUGCCACGUCGUCGUCGUCGUCGCUUCACCCGCCUAAGUGCGAGCCCGCAGAUCACGAUGCCGCUCGCUCCGAGAUAGGGUUCUAUAAACAUGACAUCAACUCCGAUUGUUUCUCCAAAGAAAAGAUCGUUGUCCCUAAAAGGAUCAAGAGAAUUUUGGCGAACAGGCAAUCUGCGCAAAGGUCGAGAGUGAGGAAACUGCAGUACAUAUCUGAGUUAGAACGAAGUGUUUCUUCACUUCAAGGUGAAGUAUCAGUGUUAUCGCCAAGGGUAGCUUUUCUGGACCACCAGCGUUUGGUACUAAAUGUAGAUAACAGUGUUCUCAAGCAAAGAAUUGCAGCUUUGGCUCAGGAUAAACUUUUCAAAGACGCUCAUCAAGAAGCAUUGAAGAGGGAAAUAGAGAGGCUGAGGCAAAUAUACUACCAACAAAACAUGAAGAAGAUGGAAAACGGUAACGGCUCAAAAUCGCCACCACGUGUUUCCGAUACUAACUGCUCUGCUGAGAUGGAGCAACUCGCAGUCAAUUGAUCACGGCGACGUACAAUUUUAUAAUUAUUCUCAGGAAUCUUGCGAAUUCAUUUGCUGUGGAUCAGAUUGUAGGGCCAUUGCCUUUCUUUUUAUGGGCACAAUUUUUUUUUUAUAAUU
Molecule: messenger RNA, 1346 nt
Organism: Erythranthe guttata (spotted monkey flower)
Lineage: Eukaryota; Viridiplantae; Streptophyta; Magnoliopsida; Lamiales; Phrymaceae
Product: basic leucine zipper 34
Biological process (GO): positive regulation of DNA-templated transcription
Cellular component (GO): nucleus
Molecular function (GO): DNA-binding transcription factor activity; DNA binding
Source: RefSeq, a predicted model, not a curated record